CCAAAAAUGUAAUUUCUCAAACGAAGGAUUUGAAUUAUGAAAUCGGAAAAGGUUGAGUAGUACGGCGGAGGACCACUACUAUCUGCAGUCCAGACCCGAAGAUCAUUCGUUUCUUGCUUUCUUCACAAGAAAACCCUUUCUCCCCCUCCUCCUCUCCCGUUUUUCUUUCUCUUCUUCUUCGAAUCCUCAAUUUUCCUCAGUUCCCGCCUUCUCUAUCCUUCCCUCCCCCCUCUGUGCCAUCGGAGACUCGCUGGGAACUCCCUCUUCUUACCGUCUGAUCGGCCCAAGAUGUCUGUUGGCUCAAAAAAAGAAUCUGAGACUGAUAGGUUGAAGAAGUGUCAAGAGUUUUAUUAUGAGGAUUUGAAACAGGGUCGCGUAAGAAUUAAAGCUUCUGGUUCUAGGUACAGAUGUCCAUUCUGUCAUGAGAAAAGUGGGAAGGAGGACUUGCAAUUUAAGGAGCUUCUCCGGCAUGCUUCUGGAGCAGGGAGAAGCUCACGGUGCUGGAGCACAAAGGAAAUGGCAAAACACUUGGCUUUAGAGAGGUAUAUGAAUAAGUAUUUUUGUCCUGAGGAUCAACACCAAUCUAACCGUAGUCAGCAUCAUGAUGACCGUGAUCAGCCUCAAGCUGUCCACAAAGAGCAGCGUUAUGAUCGUGAUCAAUCACAACCCGUCUACAAGGAGCUGCGUUAUAAUCAUGAUCGGCCUCAACCUGUCCAUAAGGAGCGGCAUUGUGAUAGCAAUCGACCUCAACCUAUUCUGAAGGACCAAGGGUAUGACUGUGAUCGACCUCAACCAGUCCUCAAGAAGCAGGGUUAUGAUCGUGAUCGACCUCAAUCUGUUUUCAAGGAGCAGCAUCAUGAUCGUGAUCAACCUCAACCUAAGAAUAAACUUGAAGUCCGGAACCACUUUCAUCUAGAGGAUCAACCUCAACCUGUCCGCAACAAGCAGUAUUUUAAUCAUGAUCAGUUCUUUGUCUGGCCUUGGAUGGCUAUUGUGGCAAACAUACAAACUGAGAUACAUGGUGGACGACAUGUUGGGGACAGUGGUUCCAAACUUAGAGAUGAAUUUGUGAGACAAGGUUUCAAUGCUUUGAAGGUUCAUCCUUUGUGGAACCGCUUUGGUCAUUCUGGAUAUGCAAUUGUUGAGUUUAACAAGGACUGGGAUGGUUUUAGAAAUGCCAUAUUGUUUGAAAAAAGCUUUGAAGUCGAUCAUCAUGGGAAGAAGGACUAUAAUGUUUCAAGGAACCGGGGAAAGGAAUUGUAUGGUUGGGUGGCAAGGGAUGAUGAUUUCUAUUCAAAAAGUCUAUUUGGAGAUUAUCUGAGGAAGAAUGGGGACCUGAAAACUGUGUCGGGUAAAGAGGCUGAAGAUAACAGUAAAGCAUCAAAGCUUGUCUCAAACUUGGCCAAUACACUGGAAACUAAAAAUCUACAUCUUAAAGAGAUCACUCACAAGGUUCUAGAGACUAACGCAUCCUUGAAUAAUAUGAUGGAACAAAUGGACGAGACCGUUAAAAUUUACAAUGAUAAAAUUAGAAGAUUGCAGCAGGAUGCACGGGAUCAUUUCAAACAUAUUGUCUCAGAACAUGAAAAGGUUAAACUACAAAUAGAGGAUCAGAAGAAGGAACUUCAGCAACGUGAACAUCAACUACUUGAUCGUGAGGCUCAAAAUGAUAACGAGAGAAGAAAGUUGCAUAAAGAGAAGAAAAUGAAUGAAAGGGCCACUUUAGAGCAAAAGAAGGCAGAAGAUGAAGUCCUGCACUUAGCAGGGGAACAACAAAAAGAGAAGGAGAAGCUGCACAAAAAAAUCAUAGAGUUGGAACAGAAGCUUGAUGCAAGACAAGCGUUAGAGUUGGAAAUUGAAAGGUUGAAAGGUUCGUUAGAAGUCAUGAAACAUAUGGGUGAGGAUGGAGAUGACGAUGCCAAGAAAAAAAUGCACCAGAUGCAACAAGAUUUGGAUGAGAAGGAAGAAGAACUUGAAUACUUUCAAAACAUCAAUCAAAGCCUUAUCAUAAAAGAGCGUAGAUCCAAUGAUGAAGUUCAAGAUGCACGCAAAGAAUUGAUUAAUGUGUAUGGCGGUUCGUCAACCCGAGCCUUUAUUACUGUCAAGAGAAUGGGAGAUCUUGACAGCAAACCAUUCUGCACAGCCACAAAGUUGAAGUACGCCAAGGAUGAAGCAGAUGCUAAAGCACUAGAGUUGUGCUCAAAGUGGGAGGACCAGCUUCGUGACUCUAGCUGGCAUCCUUUCAGGAUUAUAGUGGACGAUGCAGGACAAGCUAAGGAAAUUAUUAAUGAAAAUGAUGAGAAGUUAAAGAAUUUGAAGAAUGAGUAUGGAGAUGAAGUUCACAAGGCUGUUGUCACGGCUUUGAUGGAAAUGAAUGAAUAUAACCCAAGUGGUAGAUACAUAGUACCGGAACUAUGGAACUUUAAAGAGGGUAGAAAGGCGACAUUAAAGGAAGGAGUAGCUCAUAUACUUAAGCAAUGGAAGCUCCACAAAAGAAGGAAAACCUGAAGCCAACUUAGUAUGUUUUCCUAUCCCAUUACUCCUUACUUGUUGCUUCUUCAUGAUUGGUGUCGGCUUCUGAUUUAGGUGAUAGGGAAUCAUUAGAAGGGAAUGGUGUUUCUUUUUUCCUUCUUUUUGUUCUUUCAAUUAUUGUGAAUACACUCACCGCUAAGGUAAGGAAAGGAAUAGAUGCCUUAACCAUUGAACUUUCCGAUCGAAAUUUUGUUAGACAUUUUCUAUAUUUUAUAACUUUAAAAUCUCAAACUUUUGAAGUGAUUUCACGAUUGGAUUUGUCAUGAAGUCCAAUUUGUAUCAGAAUGGUUAGAAAUCACAUACUAUCGAGGGUAUUCAUCAUCAUGUUAGAACUCAUCUUUCUUUCUUUUU
This is a messenger RNA of Cucumis melo (muskmelon), 2883 nucleotides long. Its product is annotated as factor of DNA methylation 4. The record is from RefSeq and is a predicted model, not a curated record. NCBI's taxonomy places the organism in Eukaryota, Viridiplantae, Streptophyta, Magnoliopsida, Cucurbitales, Cucurbitaceae. The transcript is spliced from 7 exons. Bases 289 to 2508 code for a protein of 739 amino acids. Gene Ontology annotation, biological process: gene silencing by siRNA-directed DNA methylation.